Messenger RNA from Lethenteron reissneri (Far Eastern brook lamprey), 3596 nucleotides. RefSeq names its product chromosome 68 C11orf16 homolog (gene C68H11orf16). NCBI's taxonomy places the organism in Eukaryota, Metazoa, Chordata, Hyperoartia, Petromyzontiformes, Petromyzontidae. The record is from RefSeq and is a predicted model, not a curated record.
ACGCUCCGGAAACGUAUUUGGCAUCAGCGGCAGCAGGAGCAGCAGGAGCAGCAGCAGAAGCGGCAGCAGCAGCAGGAGGGGCAGCAGCAGGAGCAGCAGGAGCAGCAGUAGGAGCGGCAGCAGUAGCAGGAGCAGCAGCAGGAGCAGGAGCAGCAGCAGGAGCAGCAGCAGGAGCAGCAGUAGGAGCGGCAGCAGCAGGAGCAGCAGCAACAGCAGGAGCAGCAGCAGCGGCAGCAGCAGCAGCAGCAACAACAGGAGCAGCAGCAGCGGCAGCAGCAGCAGCAGCAACAACAGGAGCAGCAGCAGCAGGAGCAGCAGUAGCAGUGGCAGCAGCAGCAGGAGAGGUAGAGGCAGAAUCAGUAGGAGCAGCAGCAGCAGCAGGAACAGCAGCAGGAGCAGCAGCAACAGUGGCAACAGAAGCAGCAACAGAAGCAGCAGCAACAGAAGCAGCAGCAGCAGGAACAGCGGCAGGAGCAGCAGCAACAGAAGCAGCAGCAGCAGCCGCGUGAAGUCUUCGUCCGAUCAUUCUCGAAAUGCCGGAGUUCUUGGCCGACCGUGGCUCCAUGGGAGGAGGAACCCUCGCGUUGAGCGCGGACCGGCACGUGGCGUUUGUGCUGGGCACCACGCUGACGAUGGAACCGCACCUGGCGGGCGUCACUGAGCUCGUGGCGCGGACGCUGCUGGAGAGGUCGCAGGCGGGCGCCCACACGCUCUUCAACAUCGUCGAGUUCAACGGCCAGGUGACGCGCUGGUGCGAGCGCAUGGUGCCGUGCACCCCGCGCGCGGCGCGUGAGGCCGUCCGCUGGCUCCGCUCGCUGCGCUGCCGCCCCGGCUCCGACGGCGCCGUCGACGCACUCCGCUCCGCACUCUCCGACGCGGAUUGCGACGCCGUCUGCCUGCUGGUGGCGGCGGGGGGCGACGCCGGCCGGGACGGAUGCGUGGCCGCCGCCGCCGUCGCGGGAGGGCGGCCCGUUCACGUCGUGUGCGUCCUGGCCGAGAGCGAGAGGGCGGACGGCGGAGACCGAGCGGCGCUGGAGCGGCUGGCGAGGGGCACGGGCGGGUCGCUGCACGUCGUGCGCUUCGCGAGGGGAGGUGCCGUCGAACACAUGGUGCCGGUGCUGGUGAGCGCGACGCCGCCGUGGGUCGUGGGCGGCGUGAAGCGCUGCACCGUGUCCACGUCGCUGGAGCACAACCCGCUGCUGCCGGGCGUUGACGCAGAGGGCAGCCUCGCAGCCGCCGAGCGGUGGCCACACGGCGUGGCCCACUCCCUGCACCACGAGCUGCACCGUCGGCGCUGCGUGACGGCUUGCCGCCACCUCGUGUCAUGCGUGUGCGCGGGCCGCUGCGCGUGCGUGCCCGUGUGCGCGUGCGCGGGACGGUGCACGUGCGUGCCGGCGUGCGUGGUGGCGUGCGCGUGCGUGGGACCGUGCCGGUGCGCGUUGCUGCACGCGCACGUCAGCGCUGGCACCAGCGACAGCUGCGUCCACUCUGGCGCGGGAGCGCUGCUACGCGGGACGCGCGUGCUCGCGAGAAGGGAGCCCGACGGAUAUUACUACCGGGGCACCGUCUGUCAGGAGCUGGAGGGCCCGCUGGGCAGAUUCCUCGUGGAGUUCGACCUGCCGACGGGGUCGCGGGGUCGCGGCGGCACGGCCACCGCCGCCAGCCCACGGGCGCGCAUGCAGGAGACGCUCCUGAGCGACGUGAUCCAGCACACGGACGCGCUGCGCCACCCCGUCCUGCCGGGCGACUGCGUGCUGGCUCCGUGGAAGCCGCUCGCCGACCGAUACGGGCCGGGCACCGUGCUGCAGGGCGUGGAGCCGCGCCGGCAGCUUGCGCUCGGACAAGGGCACGCCGGAGACGAAUGCCACGGCGACGCCGCCGACGGCGCCGCGCCCAUCGUGGUGAACUUCUGGAACGGGCGCACGGAGCGCGUGGCGCCCGGCGUCGCCGUGUGGGUGCCGCGCCGCCUCUACGAGCGCGUCGUGCUCGAGCUGCAGAUGCCGCUGAGCGCCCGCCGGCGCCUCCGUGCGGCGUCACCGCCGGGGAGCGGACACGGGCUCGCUCUGCCGCCGGCGUCGGCGUCGGCGCCGUUCGCUCACCUCCACGGAUUUUCCACCGGCUCCGUGUCCCCGUGCUGCGUGGACACGGGCCGGAUCUACCCCACGUCCUGGAUGCCCGCGCUGCCCUGCGGCUGCCCCGAGGGAGCGCUGUGCGACGGGCAUCGCCACCCGCUCUGCUGCACGUGCCACUCCCGGGACCUCCUCCACGACGGCACGGGGUGGCUGCCGCCGACGCCGCCGGCAUCACCGCCGCCGGCGCUCGGCGGCAAGGAGGUCAAGUCGGGGCGACGCAGGUCGUCGUCGUCGUCGUCAUCGUCGUCGUCGUCGAGUUCGUCUUCAUCGUCGGACGACGACGUGGAUGUGGAGCGUGGGGGGUUCGGGGCCGGCCGCUCGAGGAGGGCGCGCCGGUCGAAGGCACGCAGGGCCGGCGACGCCGACCGCGGCACGCGGGAGCGGCGCGCGGAGAGACCGAGCCAGGCUUCGCUGAGGGAGAGGCCCGAGUGGAAGUACUGGGCCGGCACGGCGACCUCGCCGCACCACCGCAAGCCGGGCUCCUCGCGCUCGCCUAGGCCACGGAGCCUGAGCGCCGGGGACAUCAGAUCGGCCGUCGUCGCCGAAGCCGCGCCGCCCAUCAACACCAGCUCCAUGUUCUCGGCGGUGGUGAACCCCCAGCGCAGGAGUCGCGCGGUCCAGUCGUCAAUCCUCGCCCACGCCAGCCUGGACUAUACCACCGGCUCCAAGGGAGGCGCGGCCCGCCCGGGCGCCCUCUUCGACCGCCUCGGCGCGUCGGACCGAGCUCGCGCCCGGCAGGAGACGGAGGCCGAGCGAGGCCGCCGGGAGGAGGUGUGGCGACGCUUGGAUCACGAUCAGCGGCGGCACUCGCGCGCCGAGCAGCGGCAGGUCCUCACCGAGCGGCACAGGCGAGACCGCACCCUGGAGCGCCUGUCGGGGGAGGCCGCGCGGCUGGUCGACCGCGAGCGCCAGGAGGCCAACUCAUCGGCCGCGCGACGCACGGCGCUCUCCCGCGCCGAGGAGCUGGCGCGCUCGCACGCGAGGGACGCGCGCGAGGGCGAGCGGGCCCGGCUGCGCGCGGCCGCCGAGCGGCAGCGGGCCCACGACGGGCAGCGGGCCGCCGCCACCGAAGCGGCCGAGAGGAAGGAGGGCCGUCGGCAGGAGGCGCAGCAGCAGCGCGUGCAGGAGCACAACCGGCGCAUCGCCGAGUCUCUGCGCGCGUCCGACGAACGCCUCCUCCGCCGGGACACGGCGCGGCGAGUCCAGAUCUCUGCCCGCGACGGACGCUCGCCUCCCGCCUCCGUGUAGCCCGGCUCUCCAUCCACUCCCCCCCUCCUGACCCCGAGUGACCCAGAUCUCCUCCUGCUCCCCUCCCGAGUGACCCAGAUCUCCUCCCGCUCCCUCCCCUUCCACCUCCGUGUAGCCCAGCUCGCACACACACACACACGUACAUCCGUGUGCGUGUACGUGUGUGUGUGUGUGUGUCGCCGGUGUGCCCGUCGGUUGGGGACCUGUGGGAUUACA